AUGGCACAGCAAGAACAAACGAACAAUGACAGUCACCGACUGCCGCCUGCAGGACCUGACCAGAUCUAUGUGAAAGUCGCGGCUCUGAACGGAGGCUUCCUCACGCUUCCUGAACGCAACUUUGUCACAGACCCGGAUCCACAAAAGGGCACGACGGUACCGUCAAUGUGCUUCUUGAUUGAGCACCCAGGCAAAAAGGGCAGCACGAACACCACAGCGCGAAUAGUGUUCGACUUGGGGAUCAAGCGCGACCUGACCAAGUACGUCCAGCCAGCGACGCAGCACCACAUCACGACACGACAGCCCGUGUACUCGUCGGCAGACGCCAGAUCCAGUCUCUUGAGCGGCGGGCUUGAUCCGGCCAAGGAUAUCGACUACGUAAUCCUAAGCCACAUCCACUGGGAUCAUAUCGGCCUGCCGUCCGACUAUGCCAGGUCGAAAUUCAUCGUGGGUUCUGGCACACUGUACAUUGUCGAGAACGGCGCACCACACUACCCUCUCGAGCGGAUCGAGAAGGGCGCGUUGCCGGUAGACCAGACCAUCGAGCUGCCCCCUGUGCCGGGGUCUGACAGAAAACACAUGGCAGCCACCGCCCAGACGGACCACGAGUGGCAGUCGAUAUCGACGCUACCCGACGCCGUAGACUUCUUCGGCGAUGGAAGCUUGUGGAUCAUCGAUGCUCCCGGCCACAUACACGGCCAUGUGAAUGCGAUCAUGACGGGAGAGAAGCAGAUCCUCGAGUACGACAAUGGACAAGGGAAACUGAAGAGCGCACAUGCAGAGUUGUCCAAGGCCAAGAAGACCAUCGAGAACGUCCAGGAGCUCAUACAAGUCAACGGAGGAGAAGUGGUCGAAUGGAUAGUCGCGCAUGACUGGAAGUGGGCUUCCGAAAACCAAAACAGGUUCUUCCCGCGCUGGAUGUACUGA
Exophiala xenobiotica is the source of this 927-nucleotide messenger RNA. RefSeq lists its product as uncharacterized. NCBI's taxonomy places the organism in Eukaryota, Fungi, Ascomycota, Eurotiomycetes, Chaetothyriales, Herpotrichiellaceae. The coding region runs from base 1 to 927 and encodes 308 amino acids. The record is from RefSeq and is a predicted model, not a curated record. The transcript is spliced from 2 exons.